Polypterus senegalus (gray bichir) is the source of this 2025-nucleotide messenger RNA. RefSeq names its product C-type lectin domain family 10 member A-like. NCBI's taxonomy places the organism in Eukaryota, Metazoa, Chordata, Cladistia, Polypteriformes, Polypteridae. The record is from RefSeq and is a predicted model, not a curated record. Bases 80 to 1285 code for a protein of 401 amino acids. The transcript has 9 exons.
UAAAGGGGAAGAAAGCACAGAGUACUUUUUUCUUAUUAACAGCAUUUCAGUCACAAAGAAGACAACGACAUCAGUCAGGAUGGCUGAACAGGUCCUUUAUGCUUCUGUGGUCUUCUCUCAAGGGAACCAACAGCCAGAACUGGACAGCAAGAAGCCAAAAGACCAAAAUGAGGAUGUCACCUAUGCAGAGGUUAAACCUAAAAAAACACAACAAAUGGAUUCAGGCCCUCAAGCAGCUGCUCAUGCAGAGAGUGAUACCUACUGCAAUAUAGGCUGGAAAAUGACUGGAAUUGACAAGCAGUCAAGUGGAAACAAAAGUACCGAUGUAUUGGUACCUCCUACUAAAAAGAAAAAUAAAACCUUUUUAAUGUGGUUGUUGUUAACGUUCCUGUGUGCUGUCUUUCUGGCUGCCAUUGCUGCAGUUGUUGUGUUUUUUGUCCUUAGCCAUAAAUAUGAAGAAAUUCAAAAAAAACAAGAGACACUGGAAACAAACAUUUCUAAUACCAAUGAAGAGCUGAGGAAAUUACAUGAGAACUUCACAGAUCAGAAGGUUCAGCUCUUAAAACUGAACACCCAGUACAUAGAUCUGAAUCAAAGAAACAUUGCACUGCAAUCCCAAAAUAUGAACUUGAAUCAAAGUAUCAGUGACCUGCGGUUGAAAUACUCAGCAUUAGAAGGGAACAACACAGCACUGCAAUCCCAAAAUAUGAAUUUGACACAGAGCUUUAGUGACCUGCAGAUGAGGUACUCAGCAUUACAAGGGAAUCACACGGCCCUGAAUACAUCUCUUAAUAAAUACUGCUCUCUACAAGAUGUCUCAAAACCAGAAAGGCAAUGUGUCUUCUGCCCAGAGAGUUGGGUGCCAUUCAACACAAAAUGUUACUACUUCGCCAGUGAUAAAAAGACCUGGGCUGACAGUCGUGAUAAUUGCACCUCAAUGGGGGGUCACCUGGUGAUCAUAGAGAGCCAAAAGGAACAGAACUUCUUACUGAAUAAGACAGCCAGCAAAACUGACAAAUCUCACUGGAUUGGUUUAACUGACCAGAAGACAGAAAAUCAGUACCUCUGGGUGGACAACAGACUUCUGAAUGACAGCAUCAAGUUCUGGGGGCAAAGAGAUAAUGAUAAAGGAUAUGAGCCAGACCACUUUCAGGAAUCCACAAAAGAAAAAGAGCAUUGCAUACACAUAAAUACAAACACACUAUUUAACGGGUGGUAUGACGCAUGGUGUGGUGAAACCAAACAAAGGAUCUGUGAAGCAGCAGCUGCUCUUAUUCACAUCUAACAUUAAAGUGGCCAUAAAGUGCCAAACUCACAAGUCACUGGUUAUACUGGGAGUUUUUGAAUUGAUAAUCUGCAGUCAGACUGCCACCUUUGGAAUGAGAAAUGUGAUACUCUUAAUAACAGAAGGCAGCUGUACUCAACCACUAGUGGACCUUUAACAAAUGUAAAAUGAUCUUGAUGGACUUAUGAUAGCAGGAGACCCCUCAUGGCAGACUUCUACACCUAGAAAUAUCCACAAAGAGGUAAAAGGAUGCAAAAAUAUAGAGCCUUUAAUAAGCAAAAGUACUAAAUGAAGAAUACAAAGAAUAAAAUGGAAAGAAGAAAGAAAAAACCCUUCUAACUUCUUUGUGCUUUAUUUAAAACCAUUCCCUAUCUUACAUUUAUUUCAUGUUGGUCUAGAUUUUUACUUCUUAUGAAUAUCUGUAAUAAGUGUGUAUGCCAUUUAUUGUGUUAUAAUGGUAUUCCUGAAAACUUAACACCAUCGGUGGAGUUGGGGUUAAUUAGUGAUAUCCUUAAAUUAUAUUUUAUUUUAUAUUAGUAUUCAUAUUGCUUUGUUCUAGACAGGUGUACUUUUCCCAUGCCUUAGCCUGCAACUCCUGUGGAAGAAUUCUUAAAAAUGCCUAAACCUCUCACACCACCACUCUCAGCACAUCAUGAGUGUUUCCUUGGCUCUCUUUAAAUUUCUUUUAUUGUGAUUGUGGAAGACGAAUGUUCUCUUCGUUCCCUUGUACUAAUUCAUGU